Molecule: messenger RNA, 1489 nt
Organism: Syngnathoides biaculeatus (alligator pipefish)
Lineage: Eukaryota; Metazoa; Chordata; Actinopteri; Syngnathiformes; Syngnathidae
Product: purpurin-like
Exons: 6
Coding region: 694-1281 (195 amino acids)
Molecular function (GO): retinol transmembrane transporter activity; retinoid binding
Source: RefSeq, a predicted model, not a curated record
UUUGUUUGUCCUACAGUGCAUAAUAAUAAUAAUAAUAAUAAUAAUAAUAAUAAUCAAAUGCAGCAAUAAUACACCAUUGUCUAUAUUGACGGCCCUCUGAAGGAAACCACAACUAUGAUGUGACCUGCACCAAAAAUUAAUUUCACACGAGAUUUUAGUCUCCAGUUACCCAAACAGGCGCUGACACAAUGUGCAAACUCCACUAAGGAAAACCGUUGCCCAUUUAACCUCAUAACUGCGAAGCAGACGUGUUCACCACUGAGACCGUCCUGCUGCCUGAAGAAACAAACCAAAUUGAAAAUAUGUAGUCUGGGGCUAAAUAGAAGCGCACCAGUGUUCAAUGUUUUAAAAUAGAUCCCAUGAAAACACUUUCAGUGCCGCCACGUGCCUGGAGGAACGGACGGCUUCCCCCACUCCUCACCCCGGCACACUGAUCAUUAUGUAUGUAAUCAUGCGGCUCUGUAGACAAUUAUAUAAAGCCGAUACACUGCUGAAUGCAAGCGGUCAGCAGCUUAUGGCCAGGGAUUUUGUUAAAUGGCUUAACAGUAGAUUUACACUCUGUAUUUAGGUUUCAGACAUGAAAAUACAUUUGGAGCCAGGGUGUCUUGAGGUAUAAAAAGCUGCGAUGCUGACUAGCUCCUCACAACUCUCAACUGGACCUUCCUGCUUCAGCUUCCUGCUACGCCUAUAAGAAUGGACUUCCAAAUGUCAGCCUUGGUCAUGCUGGUGUUGGCAAGUGUGGAGCAGAGCCUGGCCAGCUGUGUGGUGGAUAGCUUCAUGGUCAAACAGGACUUUGACCCCAAAAGAUAUGCCGGGAAGUGGUACGCCCUGCAAAAGAAGGACCCUGAGGGUUUGUUCCUUCAGGACAACAUCUCAGCUGAAUACACCGUCGGAGAUGACGGUGCCAUGGUGGCUUCCUCCAGGGGCAGAGUCACUUUGUUCGGGUUUUGGGUUGUGUGUGCUGACAUGGCUGCUCAGUACUCGGUGCCUAACCCUGAGAGCCCAGGCAAAAUGUUCAUGAACUACCAGGGACUGGCCAGCUAUCUGUCCAGUGGAGGUGACAACUACUGGGUCAUCGACACAGACUAUGACAACUACGCCAUCACCUACGCUUGCCGCAGCCUGAAGGACGAUGGAAGUUGUGAGGACGGAUACGCCCUGGUCUUCUCCCGCAACCCCCGUGGCCUGCCCCCUCCUAUCCAACGAAUUGUGCGCCAAAAACAGGAGGAAAUUUGCAUGGCGGGACAGUUCCAGCCCGUGCUGCAGUCCGGAGCUUGCUAAAUGUGUCUCAACCAGCAACCGAAGACAACUUAGUCAUUGGUCCAGGAAUUAAGUCAGUGAGAACUCUGUUAAAGCUGAUACAAAAUGAAUCCUGUCACACUGAAAACUGUCAUAAUUGUUUUAUUUGUCAUGACAGAAUAUCCCAUUUAAAUGUAAUGUAAUGGUCAAGAUAAAAUUGGGGGGGGGGGGGGCAUUUUUUUUUUGAUUG